Neocloeon triangulifer is the source of this 1986-nucleotide messenger RNA. Its product is annotated as beta-1,4-mannosyl-glycoprotein 4-beta-N-acetylglucosaminyltransferase. Gene Ontology annotation, biological process: N-acetylglucosamine metabolic process; protein N-linked glycosylation. The transcript has 5 exons. Bases 231 to 1388 code for a protein of 385 amino acids. The record is from RefSeq and is a predicted model, not a curated record. Gene Ontology annotation, cellular component: membrane. Gene Ontology annotation, molecular function: beta-1,4-mannosylglycoprotein 4-beta-N-acetylglucosaminyltransferase activity. NCBI's taxonomy places the organism in Eukaryota, Metazoa, Arthropoda, Insecta, Ephemeroptera, Baetidae.
AAGCAGGCUAGCAUCGCCAAGGGUGGGCGUUGGGGUGGGCAAGGCAGACAGACAGACAAGGGUGCGGCCAGACGGGGCGAAAGUUGGCAGAGUGACUCAGCUGGCGUGGCGCGGCACCCAAACAAACCCGGCCAUUAGGCACCCCCGGCCGAGCACCCUGACCCUGGCCCUGGCACUUGACGUAUGAAGCACUGAAAACACUCCGCUCAACCCUUCUUCCAACAGUGGGGAUGCGCCUGCGGGCGCUGGAUGGCCGAUGGCUGUCGCUGCUGGUGCUGCUGGCCGGCCAGGUCAUCUUCACAGUGUAUUAUGUGGUGGUCGUGGCGCCCCUGAAGCCGCCCCCAGCCCAGCCCGUGGCCCCCGUCAGCGUCAACUUUGUCGACGCUCCUCUGGUCAACACCUCGUCCGGUCGAAACCCGCUUUUGUCCGCACCCGUCUAUCUCAGCAGAUUGCAACUGGACAGGAGAAAGUCUUUCCUCGGACUGAACUCAAGCGACUGUUUUCUGCCAGGCACUGAAGUUGACUUUUCCCAGCGCAUGGGAAAAUGCCAAUGUCAGCCUGGCUGGCAUGGGCAGGACUGCGGCCUCCCAGAGGUCAUCCUUAGGGCUUUCAUAACAGCAAAAUAUACGGAGCCUCCGAAGCUUCGUCGCAAACCACGCAGGGUCCUCUGCCUAGUCCGAUGGACCUCUGAUACCCUGACUGAGAUUCUCUUCUCCGAGCUAGACGCUGUUGUCGACCUCUUUAUUGUGGACAAGAAGCCGGAUGCGAAAUUCAACAAAGAGAAGGUCCUGGUGCUGCAGAACACGGAUUGGGCCUUUGUGAAACACCAAUUGAUCGACUUAAGGUACGACGAUCUGGUACUGAGUGUGGACGACAGUGAGAUCCCCAACCCUAAUGCGCUGCUGUUUUUGAAGUUCUACAAUGGGUGGCCAUAUGAGCCUAUUACAUUUCGAAUGAGGUGGUCAGUUUUUGGCUUCUUCUGGCUGCACCCUCAGCUCACCACUCUGGCAGGAAGGGUCUGCUCUGUUGGAACUCUGGCUCGGACUUUUAGAGAUGAUCUUCGAGCAAUGAGGUCAAGCAAAGAGGUGCUGGUGGUUGGCGAUCUGAACCACUUUGGCGGCUGGCGUUGUCAGCUUUGUCUGGACAGCGCCGAAGAUAUUCUGCACCAAGCCCAGACCUUGAAAGACCCAGCCUGGAACCUCAAGAGUCGACGGGUGGAUGCCGAAUACGUUUCCGAACUGGUGGGACAGGGUUUGUGGGUGGAUGGCCGGACGCACCUGCUGAGGGCCAGUCCGUCCAGGGAACAGAACUAUUUUGCGCCGGCUGUGGUGCGGAAAGGCAACUUUGGCCACCUUCUGCACAAUUUUUACGAGCAGAAUGACUAUUGAUUUUGACUCUUGUAUUUUUUGUCAAUUAAUUUUUUGCAUUUGCAAGUUUGAAUGGACACGACUUAUUUUAAAAUGUUUCUCUCUCAUUUUUCUGCUAAUUUCAAACAGUUUUUAAAAUCUACUUGCUAAAUGUUAAAUAUUAAUGCGAGGCAGAAAAGAAAGUUAAUCUGAUCUGUGAUAAAUCAAGUGUAACCAUAAUUAAUCUGAGAGAAGAAUUAAAAAUUGAAACAAUCAGAAGAGUGACCUCGAUGUGAGGAAAAGCCUGCCAAGUGCUUGCCAGGGUUGUAUCUAAUUGUAUGUUUAAGAAUGCGACCAACGAACUUUUGUGAUGGACUGAGAGUCUGGUUUUGUGUAGAGAUUGAGAAAGUUGUUUGUAUUCAAAUCAUUUGGCAGUGCACAAAAACAAGGACUGACUGUCAAGAGCUGAACUAUUUGUAGGAAUAAUAAAAGCAAAGGAAUCAUACCUGAAAUAUAAAACGUAAUAAUAAAAUCACUAUCAAAAUGAUAUGAAACACGGCUUGGUAAUAGAAAGAAUUUCCUUUUAUUUUUCUCUCAUGACAAAACUCACAACAGAAUACAUCAAUGGUAUCAAAAAGUU